This is a messenger RNA of Solanum stenotomum, 2337 nucleotides long. RefSeq lists its product as uncharacterized. The transcript is spliced from 2 exons. The coding region runs from base 492 to 2204 and encodes 570 amino acids. The record is from RefSeq and is a predicted model, not a curated record. NCBI's taxonomy places the organism in Eukaryota, Viridiplantae, Streptophyta, Magnoliopsida, Solanales, Solanaceae.
UCCCUAGAGGAAAGAAAAUCAAUUUAUAUUAUCUUUGCCUAUUUGAUUAUCUUCCUCUAGUGGAGAUUUUUCUAUUUUCAUUGAUCCUUCAUCAACAAUAACAUAUCUUUUUAUCUUAAAUAACUUUUUUUUUCUAGUUAAUUUUGUGAUUCCUUAGAAAAUAAAUUUAAAUAUUUGAGGUUUCUUCAUACCUGAAAAUAAUAUAUUUGGAAUUAUUUUUUUUUGUCUAGAUGUAAAUGUAAAUUUUUAGAUAAUUUCUUGUUGGAUGUGCAAUAGGUUAAUCAAAAUUGAAUCUUUGGAGCUUUAGGUGAUUCAUAUAGUACUAUUAUCAAUUAGCCAGUAGCGAAAUCAGAAAUUUCAUUAAUGGUGUUAUUUUGACCUGUAUACUAUAAUUUUUCGACGAAAGGUGUUCAUUUGAUUACUUUGCAUCUCCUAUUAGAGAUAUAAACAAGAUUGUUUUUUUCUUCCUUUCUUUUUUUUUGUUAUGUUUGAUGGCAGAUAUUGGCAAGGCAAUGUCUCGAUUCGACGUAGAAUCGUUACAAGAAAUGCUUUGUGUUCAAGAACAACUUAUAGAGAAGUUGUACAAUGAGUUGGAUGAAGAGAGUGAAGCCUCAUCUAGUGCAGCAACUGAAGCGUUAUCGAUGAUUUUACGUUUACAAGGUGAAAAGGCUGCAGAGGAAAUGGAAGCAGAACAAUACAAGAGAUUUGUAGAAGAAAAAAUGAGUCAUGCUGAAGAAUCAUUAUCUGUUUUACAAGAACUUAUUGAUCAAAAACAGAUGGAGAUAGAUGAAUUGGAUCAUCAUGCACAAGCUUAUCGAUAUAAGCUUGUGAGUAUGGGCUAUGAUGAUGAUAUUGAUGAUAGUGAUCUCGAAUAUCUCGAGGAUUUAGAAGGAAAAAUGAUUGUUCAAUCUAUUGGGAGGUGUAAAUCCACUCCGAAUAUCACAUUGAAAUAUGCUAAUAUGAAAAAGGAUGUUCUUAAAGACGAAAAGAUCAGUCCAAAACGCGAUUUGAAUGAUGUUCCAACGGCUGGGAGUAUAAGUUUGUACUGUGAGCAGAUCGAAAAGUUGGAAGAAAGAGUGAAACAGAUUGCUGGUGCUAACUAUGCGAAAUUGUCUAGUUUACCAGUUUCUAAAAGAAGCUCUUGUAACAAUUUCUUGGAGCAAUUUAAAGAAACGUACCUCGUUCAGCAUCGAGGGAAUAAAUCAGAUAACGAAGUUGCUGCUAGUCGUUCUGCUUCUCCUCCGAAUGUUCUUGAUGUCUUUGAAGUCCCUCGAGCCAUUAAAGACGAAGAUUUUGUUGUCCGAAAGGAGGCUAAAAAACAGCUUGUUAAAGAUGAAACUGAUUGGCAUAAGAAAUAUUUAGUACCUAUGCAGCAUUUGGAUAUUUGUCCUACAACUAGUGCUUCAGAAACAGCAGAGAUUCAUCAUGUCAAUAGGACGACGUUUGAGAUAGCUGAAGUCGAGAGACAAGGUACGAGGCAAGAACCCGAGAGAUACGAAGCGCUAAUGUUGUUACAUGACAUUAAGGAGAAACUAAAUUUAGCACCUAAAAAGCAUUUGAAAGUUUGUCCAAUGACUAGUGCUUCAGAAACAGAAGAGAUUUGUUGUGUCAAUAGGACCACGUUCAAGAAAGCUGAAGUCGAGAGACAAGGUACGAGGCAAGAACCCGACAGACACAAAGAGCUAAUGUUGUUACAUGACAUUAAGGAGCAACUAAAUUUAGUACCUAUAAAGCAUUUGGAAAAUUGUCCAAUGACUAAUGCUUCAGAAACAGCAGAGAUUCGUCGUGUCAAUAAGAAGUUUGAGAUAGCUGAAGUCAAGAGACAUGGUACGAGGCAACAGACAGAGAGGCACAACGAGCUAAUGUUGUUACAUGACAUUAAGGAGCAACUUAAUUUAGUACCUAUGCAGAAUGAGAACAAGUUACAUAGAGUAGGUGAAGCUGCUUCUCCUACCACUAGUGCUUCAGAAACAGCAGAGAUUUGUCCUGUCAAUAGGACGACGUUUGAGGUAGCUGAAGUUGAGAGACAACGUACGAGGCAAGAAUCUAACAGACACGAAGAGCUAACGUUGUUAUAUGAGAUCAAGGAGCAACUAAAUUUGAUGCAAUCUGACAUUAAAACUUGGAAAAAUAUCAAGUCCCAUCCAAGAAAUGAGCCAUCUGUAGUUUCUCUAACAGAGGUGAUGGCUUGUUUUUGGCUUUGAUCCAGCUAUCAAAAAGCUUGCAAGUUCAAGAUGUUGAGAUUUUUGCUUAUUAUGGCUUUUGAGUUGAGACAGUCAGUGUCCGAGUCAAGAUUUUCACUAAUAAAGUAGUAAUUACACGAAGAAGCUAAGGGGA